Molecule: messenger RNA, 4697 nt
Organism: Physcomitrium patens
Lineage: Eukaryota; Viridiplantae; Streptophyta; Bryopsida; Funariales; Funariaceae
Source: RefSeq, a predicted model, not a curated record
CCCCCCUCUGUGUGUGUGUGUGUGUGUAUAUAUGUAAUCCAGAGAAUGUGGGUGUCUGAAUGAGGAAUAGAAGGCAACUCUGGGCUGCUCACACCCUCAUCCACACACUCACUCCAACCAAGGUAUGAAGCAGCAACAACAAUAACAACACGAGAAGGAGAAGAAGUAGUAAAAGAAGUAGUAGCCAAGGAGGAUGGCAAUGGAGGUGGUGACGAUGUGGAGGAGGAGGAUGGGGAGGAUUAGGGUUAGGAUGAUGAUGAUGGUGGUGGUGGUGAUCCCAGUGGCAAUGGUGGUGGUGCUGGCAGUGGGUGUGGGUGCCCACAGGGACACUCUGUACUCUGCAUGCCACACGGGCAAAGGCAGCAUCAGGCUCUACAAUUGUGGCCAGAAUGCUCAUAAUCUUGCCCACAUGCAGCUCGACUCUGCCCCCACCCGGUGAUUGCAUUGCAUUGCAUUGCCCUCUCUCUCUCUCUCUCUCUCUCUCCCAUCAUCCCCACUCUUCCAAAAUCACCUAUUUACUUACUAAACUCAAUCACUCUUUAUCAAAGCAAAACAGGAAUUAUUUGGGCCAUGGGCUGUUGUUGUUGUGGUGGUUCUGCUGGUGGUGGUGGUACCUUGUGAAGCUGAAGGAUGAGGUAGACCCUGCCAAAGUGGAUGAGAUCUGCUCCAAAGCAGAAACAAACAAUACAGCAUAUCCAGGAUACUGCACAAACAAGUACAAAUUACAUUGGAUUGGUAUGCUGAUAGUCAUAAGAGGAGACAGUUUGUAUCGACUUCUAGAUGAAGAAAUAGAUAAUGUAGAGCAUGUGGAAGUCGAAGGUGUUGUACGUGUAAGUGGCUUUGACAUUACCAUUACAAAAAAAAAUGUGACUCAAAUUGAUCCUACAAAUUGGGGCCUGGAUCGCAUUGACCAUCAGGCUAACCAGCCCCUACUAAAUAAACUAUACACGGUCACAAGUGGAGGCAGUGGUGUUCAUAUUUAUGUUGUUGACACUGGAAUCAGGUGUACUCAUGUAGAUUUUGGAUAUUUAGAUGGGAGACUGGACUCCAACAAAAUCCCCAUCUCAAGGUGCUUAGAUGGAUUCGAUGCAGUGAAAGAUGGAUAUGGAACCAAGGACUGCAAUGGACAUGGCACACACUGUGCUGGCAUAGCAGCUGGGUUACAAAGUGGGGUGGCAAAGAGUGCCUUUGUGCAUCCUGUCCGUGCUCUCACUUGUGAAGGAAAUGGAGGCUAUGGAAUGAUCAUGGCUUCCUUGGAUUGGAUCAACCUCAAUGCCAUCAUGCCAGCCAUUAUCUCCAUGUCGCUGGGUGCCAUGGCAUCCAUCAGCAUUGACCAAGCCAUUACAAACCUCAUGAACACCAAAGGCAUUUUUGUGGUGGUGGCAGGAGGCAAUUUUCAUGAAGACGCAUGCAGGUAUUCCCCAGCAAGGGUGCUGUCCACCCUGGCGGUUGGAUCAAGCACCAAUAAAAAUGUGCUGAGCUGGUUCUCAAACUAUGGGCCCUGCAUCUCUAUCAUUGCCCCCGGUGAGCUCAUCACAAGUGCAUGGAACACAAGUGACACAGGCUACAACACCCUCUCUGGAACCUCCAUGGCAUGUCCUCAUGUGGCAGGUGCAGCAGCACUAUACCUUGGCCAAUACACAGAUGCGAGGUCCAAGGACGUGAGGCAAGCGUUGCUGGAUGCAUGUGAACCCAAUGCAGUGAGCGGAGUGCAACCCUCGACCACCACAAAGCUUCUUAAUGUCGUCAACCUGAUGCAGCCAAGCUUUGUUAUCAGCCCCCGUGCCUUUUACAAUGCCACAGAAGGCUCCACCCAGGGGAGCACUGUCAGUUUGAGGGUGAAGCCCAAGAGCAUUGUCAUCCUUACCCCCACCUUGGUUGAUGCCUCCAUUGGUUAUUUUCAACCACCUCGUCUGUGUUUUCCAAAUGAUGCAAGCUGGUCAAUGGCACAAACCAUCAAGCUCUGUCUGAACAAUAGAACAGAUUAUUUGGACCGAGGAUCUGUGAUCAGAUGGGCAUUUUCAAGUCUAGAUGCAACCUACAAUAUUUGUCCUGAAGGAUAUAUCAUGUCUCUUGAUACAGCCAUUUGCAAAUGGUCAGUAGACAAUCCUUGUGGACAAACACUUGACAACCCAAAGAUUAUCCCCAAAUUGCCUUUCACUUAUUAUGAGAGUUCUUUCAAAUACAAGAAUGUGUACAACAGCAGUAUUGAUUUUUGUCAUAACAUUGGACCUGAUGUUGUAUUUCAAUACACUGCAAUUUCAAAUAUGAGUGUGAUGGUGUCUUUAAAUGGCUCCAACACAGACUUUGACACGUUGUUAUCAGCAUAUGAGAGAACAACACUAAAAGGAGUGUCCAAAUACUCAUUAAUUGGAUGCAACGAUGACGCAUGGACUGACAUUUCAAUUUUGGUUCCAUUGCCACUCAAAGCAGGUUCAACAUAUAUUUUUAUUGUGGAUGGAUGGAAUGAUCUAGGUGGCAAUUUUGACUUCAUAAUGCAAGACGUCAGAAGUGUAGUUGUGCCAUAUGAGAGAACGGCCCUUCCUUUGGCCAGCACCACCACGCGGAUCUCCUCCGUGGAAAGCGACCAACAGUCCUUUGCCACGUGGAGCCUCCGCAAACAUGUAACCAAUCAGUCGCUGCCACGUCCUUCCCCUCCCCAAACGUCCUUUUUCUGGAGCGCGGUGACCUGGGGCCCUUGCAGCCGUCCAUGUGGCGGCGGAUCACAGGAAGCAGUGCACAAGUGCUAUUCUGGCAACUAUGUGGAAGCAGAUCGGUCAAAGUGUGUGGGUUUGCCCCUUCCAAGGCAGAGCCAGGUGUGCAAUUUUGUGGAGUGCAGACACUACAACCAAUACACAGGUCCAUGGAGUGAAUGUGAUGAGAUGUGUGGGCAAGGCAAACAAACUAGGCAGGUGAUGUGCAUGGAUAAUUUAGGAAAUGUGGCACAUUUGUCACAUUGUGGAUUGGAAAUGGAGGAUGUGGAGAAGAGUAGACCAUGCCACAUGGGACAAUGCAAUGCUACAUAUUGGGAUGCAAUGGAUUGGGAGUUUUGUAAUGUUCCGUGCGGAGGAGGCAAAAGCUUCCGAGAGAUCAUUUGUAGGUCUCAAUUCCAAAUUGCAAAAGACUCGGAUUGCUCUCAAUUGCCACCUCCUAUGAUGGAAAAAGUUUGCAAUACACAUCCUUGUCAAACAUAUACAUGGUCAAUGGGACCUUGGAGUGAUUGUGAAGGUGUUUGUAAUGCAAAUCAAACACGCCAAGUACAGUGUGUAGAUGAGUUAGGGAAUGAAUCUCCUUUGCAACUUUGUGCCACAAAUAUUAAGCCAAUAUCAAGCACACCUUGUUCACACACAAAUGUUGAGUGCAAUAAUAGUUUGACCACUUAUUGCUCCAAAUACGGUCGUCUUCAAGGAGGCAAUUGUUUAUGUGAAGAAGGUUGGGAAGGUCCUCGAUGUGAGAUACUUAAGAAGUGUCUAGGACGUCCAUUAGGAUUCCACGAGGGCAAAUUGGAGUGUUGUCCCUAUUCCACAGUUGAUGUUAACCACAAGUGUUGUGCAACCCCAUCUGCUGCAAUAACUUCAGAUGGAUUGUGUUGUGAAGAAGGCAUCCUUGAUGCUUGUGGACAAUGUAAUGGCUUAGCAAAGUUUGUAGACUCUCAACACAAAUGUUGUAACACUAUUCGUGAUGAGAAAGGAAUAUGUUGCCAAAGUGGGGUGUUGGAUGAAUGUCAUAUUUGCGAUGGAGAUGGAAUCACUUGUGCCACAAAUGUCACCAUGUCCCUCUCUUUUGACUCAAACCUUACAAUCUCAAACCAAUCUCAUGAAAAGUGGAAACCGCUUAUAUUUUCAUUUGUAUCUAAGGUUGCAACACAACUAGGAUUAGCUGAUGAUGCUAUAAUCUUAUCAUCCAUAGACUUAUCAAGUCAUUAUGAAGGUGAUUGUACAAAUACUGAAGACCUUGCUCAAGCAUGUUUGAAUAAUGGAACUUAUAAAACUUAUGGAACAGUGGAAGUAGCUCUACUACCAAAACCAAAUGACCGUCUCACAAGAAUGGUAACAAAAGAAAAUGAAAUCCACAAAGUGCUGCAUAACUAUAAAUUUUCUACAGAAACAUGUGUAAACGAUAGCCAAGUAAUGAACUCCUUGCACAUAACAAAUGUUCCCAAUAUCAAAAAGACUGGGAUUUGUGGGAAUGGAGAGUGCGAGAAAGGGGAACGGUGUGAUAUGAACUACGAGAGUGCCAUCCACCACGGUAGCAAUACUUGUUGCUUCCAAGAUUGCCCAUACGUGUCGUUUGCAUGCCCUAUUCCACCUCAUGGACCCCACAACAACAACCCAUCACAAGCUUGCUCUCGCAGAGGCAUUUGCUUGGAUGCAAGUGGUCAAUGUAAAUGUUUUUUGGGAUAUGCUGGACUAGCAUGUGAACAAUGUAUGGUUGGUUGGGCAAGAGUAAAAAAUGGAAGUAUAUGUGUAAAGGACUUACCUCAAACAUUGUUACUUUUGGAUACAACUAAGAAUCCAGUUAAUGAUACAAAUGCAACAACAAGUCACUCUGAAUCUCAUGCUUUGAUUAUUAUUAUAGCUAUUGCUUUUGUGGGUGCAUUAGCAUAUUUUGCUUUCCAUUGGUGGGAAAAGAAUAAUCAAAGAUUUGGUCAUGUACGCUUAAACCAUGAAAUAUGAAACAUUAGGCAGCUAAGGAAA